ACUAGAAGCGCUGCUGCCCGGAGCCCGGAGCGCGCAGAUAGAAUCGAACGGAGCGAGAUCGCGGACGGACAUUCGCGGGAGCGUCCUAACGUACGGACAGCGCGACGCGUCGUCGUCGUUGUCCUUGUUAUUGUUGUUGUUGACGUCGUAAUUCCGCGUUAGUCGUGCGUCGUGUCGCGCAGUGUGCGCCGUUCUGUCCCUGUCUCGCGUACGUUCCUAUCACAUGAGAAUAGGAUUACGCGCCGGAUCUCCGCGUAUGACAUUCGCUCUCGUAGAUCUUCGAGGUAACAGGAUCGAGUCUUUCUCGCGGGUGAAUUCGUCCCGCGUCGACUCCCGAUAUUUCGAGCAAUUUCGAGCGCUCCGUAGUACGCCGCGAAGUCGCUCGUUCGCGCAACGACGUGAACAUUGGCACACGUGCGUCCCGCCGCCGCCGGUCGCGCGUCUGCGCACGGCGAGCGAUGACAUGUUUUCGAAUUCCCAACGGCAGCAACGAUCGGUAGUAGCGGUCGACUCGCGUGACGAACGACGGCGACGAGAGCGGAUUCGGAUUGACGGCGUAAACAGGCGUAAAUCCACGUGCUCCGCGGGAGUGGUGCACUCGCGGAGCAGAGGCGCGCGAGGAGGAGAGAGGCGGCGAGGCCGUGGCUCUGGCCGCCUGCGCGCUGCCGCGCUGAUCGAAGGGGGAUAUACGUGCGAGAGAGGAGCGCACUUGGUGAGUGUGUUUACGUGUGUGUGCGAGAGUUACGCGCCGCCGUGCCGGAGUGGGGAAACCGAGGCGAGUGUUUCGACCGGAUCGUGCUGACAGUCGACGGGGAGUAGUAGUGUGUUGUACGCGCGCGGGUGUGCAUAUACGCGGCCGCGCUGCGCUCGCCCGCGAGGCGCGAGUCGUAAACACACGCAACGAACGCGGCGUGACACGGCGGCGGACGACACUCUGGAGCUGGACUACCACGCUUUUGCCACGCGAGUGAGAGAGAUCCUCGGACUGUCGUGAUUCGCGAAGCUCGGCCGCGGAAUUCGCACGGAGCGAGGAGGAUUCCCGUGGAGGACGAAGCGCCCCGCGGGGGCGAGGAUCCCUUGCGACACUCUCUCGUGUUCGGGAACAGCUGGCGGCGGCGGCGGCGGCGGCGGCGAAUCUCUCGGAGUAUCAUCCCGGCGCGCAACGACGUCGACGCGUCAACGACCUCGGGGUCCCGUAAAGGAGCGAGAUCCCGUGUGAAGGAGCUUCCGAGUCUCGAGUGGUGCGCGCACACGACUCUUAUCGGCGCACGGCGAUCGGCAGCGGCGUGGUGUUUCGCGUGUCGGGAAGGACGAAGGUGCCACGCGCUUACGUCCGAAGGACCUUCGCGUGCGCGCGCGUGUGUGUGUUGUGUGUGCGAGACCGUAGUAGACGUGAAAGUGACACUGGCGCACGAGUAAGCGGGAGUAAACACUUCCUGGAAGUAGCGGUUCCCGGCGCGACUCGCGCCCACCGCACGCCGCGAGGAACGGAAGCGGGAGAGAAUAAUAACCCGCGGCGGACAACACAGAUCGCGCGAGCAGGGCGCGAAGGAGGAGCGGGAAGAAGGAGCGCAAGGGCGAGUAUGCCGUGCCUCGGCUGUGAUCGCGGCUAAUUCGCACGUGUCGCGAUGUCGGGUGGCACGACGGGCGGCGGCGGCGGCGGCGGCGGUGGUGGCGGCGGCCGCGGCACCGGCGCCGAGUGCAGGAAGUUCGCGCCGAACAUAUUCAACAAGAGCAAGUGCAGCAGCUGCUUCAAGCAGAAGGAGGAGCACAGCGCGGAGGCUCUGGAAUGCAACAGGGCUACGAGGAAAAUCUCCAAAUGUGGAUAUCUGUUCGUCGCACCUGGCUGGGACUUCUCAAACCCGCUGAACCGGACAAAGAGAUGGCAGAGGAGGUGGUUCGUUCUCUACGACGACGGGGAGCUGACGUAUUCUGUGGACGAACACCCCGAAACGGUGCCACAGGCGAGGAUCGACAUGACCCGCGUCCUGGAGGUGGCCGCGGCCGAAGACGUCACCGGACAUCCGUACAGCCUCGCCGUCACCUCGCCGGAGGGUGUGACUUUUGUCAAGGGAACCUGUCGUGAAGAGACCAGGUGGUGGACGGACGUUCUCCAGGUGUAUUCGCGAAAUAAGGGUCGGCACAAGCGAAACGCAACCUUCCCCGGUGGACAGACGACGAUCCUGCAAGUUACGCCGACGAUUCGAAGUAACACGCCAAAUCCACCGCGACCGCGCUUCAAUAGCUGCCGAUCGGAGCCGCGCAGCAGCGCAUGGAUUCCAGAGACCGGAGGUGGAACAUCGGAUCUGUGCUCUUCCGUUUUCUCGUCGACGCCGUCCUUGGUGACGACCAGUGUCGUCACCGCCACCAGCAACAGCGUGCUGACCAACGGCAACGGCACGGAGAGCGUCUCCGAAAUCAGGAACAGCCUGUCGCCUCUGCGUGCUCUCGAGAACGGCUCCACGGGAAAUUAUCUGACCACAGUGACGUCAACCACGUCGUCGUCGUCGUUGAACGGCAACGUCUGCAGCACAAUCUACUCGACUUCCUCGACGGCCAUCUCAACGGCGACGACGACAACGGCGAGCAGCAUUGUCUCGUCGUUGGCCGAUAAGCCGCCGAUGAUCCCCAACGAUGGCACGAGGGCGACAAGCUAUCGAGAUCAACCUGCUAGCAGCGCGUCACCGCCGACCCGGGACAAGCUACGGGCCGAGGACAAGGCCAGGCGCAGGAUGAGUCAGCAGGGCGAGCGAACCGGCGGCAUCAUCGGCGACACAGCCAGCCCAGCCUCCGGCGAGAAACUAGACGACGACGCGUGCCGGAGGAUAUUUUUGGAGCACGAACGGGAGAGAGAGGGAAAGCUACGAGACAUAGCAGCUUCGUUAACGCAGCCACGAGUGAGGAGAAUUAAGCCGAGAACCUCGGAGCCAACCAGGGACGUCGUGGAUGCAGUCAAUGCGGCUCAUCAGGAUAAACUUAUCAGAGGCGAUCCGGACGGCUGCGGUCUAGAUAUUUCUGGCAUCAGGUAUUCGCCUACGUCUGAAUUAAGAGUCGAUCUGCCAGCGGAGGACUUGCUGAACAUCAAGAAGGGCUGGCUGAUGAAGCAAGGCUUAAAUAAGGAAUGGAAUAAACACUGGUUUGUUCUGAGAGGCUGCGGCUUGAUGUACUACAGGGAUCCCUGUGCGGAGGACAAGGGCAUCAUGGACGGCGUUAUAGACCUCAAUACUGUCACCGCGGUCACGCCACUUCAGGUCGCACGAAAUUACGGAUUCCAGACUGUCGCUUGGGACGACAGAGGUAGCACGGUGCUGUCCGCAGUGACAGCCGGCAUUAGGUCCAGUUGGAUGUCGGCCAUCAGAAGAGCGGCCAACCUACCUGAUCCUGAUAGUAAUGUUGAUUCUCUUGCUGUUUGCCCGGAUACUCAGCAAGAGACGAAUCCGCAAUCUCCUACCACAUCCAUUACGGAUCGUGAAAGAGAUUCCGUCGUUCCAUCAACAUCUAUCACACCCAGAUCAGUGCUGUUCUCAUCUGACGAAGAGUACAGGACUGCUUCUGAGGGUGGACGAAGAGAGUCUGGCGAUUGGUCGGAGAUGCCGGUGUCACCACCGCUGGUAAGGAAUGGCGAUUGGCCUAUGACGCUGAAGGGUUCUGGCUGGUCAGAUUCAGCGAACCACGAGUGGUCGGAACUGCCACCAUCGCCACCGUUGACGAGAACUGCUUUAUCAAGAGUGAAAGCUCGAUCUAGAUCGAGUUCCAGAUCGAGAGUUUACAAAAGAAGUCGGAGCUCGCCACCGAGUUCGCGUAGGAGCACCCUGGAUAGUGUAAGAUCAGAGGAUCUGAUGAUGGCUUGCUGCGAACUCGGUGAGGACGAGGAGCAAAGUAAUGGUCACCUGCAGAGCAAUAGCUGCCUCUCGAGCACCAAUGACAGCCCUCUUAUCGUCGAGCUUUUGGAAAAUCAAGUGUCGCUGCUGCGCGAUCAGCUGGAUCAAAAUCAGUCUCAUCCGAGUGCGUUACUAGUCAUUGUUGAGCGUCAGGAGAAUGAAAUCGAGAGCUUGAAGUCACAGCUGAAUGCGGCGCGAACUGACAUUGCGAGCGCGGAAAAGGAGCUGUCCAGACUCCGACAACAAAAAGCGGAGGCGUCUAUCAGGGAGAAACAGGUGGAAGAAUUAUUGAAUACGAUUCAGAGGACGGAACAGCAGAGGAACAAGGAUUUGGAUGAUUUGGAGAAGAUGAAAAAAGUGUACAACAGGGAGAAGGAGGUCUUGGAAUGUAAAUUACUUGAAACAGAGGCUAUUCUGCGAGAGACGACAGAGAGAUGCGAAAUACUUACGAAAGAACUGACAUCAAAUCAUCGAACUGUUGAGCAUUUACAGACAGAAACAGCAGCUCUCAGCGACAGAUUGUCGCAAGGCAUUGAAGAAAAUGAACGACUUUAUAACAGAGUAAGGGAAUUGGAAAAGGGCGGACUCUCUGCUUCGAGGGAACGUGGGAGAAGUUUCGAUUCGCUUAGCGAUUUAACCAACAUCGAAUUGGAUUUGGAUUUGACAACCUUGGACAAGGAAAGAGUCAUGGAGGAAUAUGACGAGUUACGAAGCCGUUUCGAGAAGGCUAUCAUGGAAAUUCGAGCAAUGAGGAAAGAAUUACGAGAAGCUCACGCAACACAAGAUGUUCUGGAAUUAGAAAUCUUUGCUCAUAAGCAGGAUGCAGCUAACGUCAGUGAGACAAAUCAAGCACAGAUGCAGUUAAUGGCGUCGAGAAUCCAAGAUUUAACUAACAAGUUAGCUGCUAGCGAAAAGCAAAUUAGAACGCUAAAGCAAAAGUUGACGAAAGCUGAGAGCAGAGAUAAGAGAAGAUCACUCUCUUUGAAAGGAAGAGAAUCUUUCCAGAUCUCUCAGGAAGUGGAGGACAAACUAUUGGAUCUAGAAAAUAAGAUCUGCGCUAUAGAAAGGGGUAAGAGCAUUAGCGCUCCUGUUUCGGCUGGUAGCAGCUCGAAGGAAUCAAGUCCUAAUCCGAAAAAAGAGAAAAGAAGAGAAAGCAAGAAUCUGGAUAGAGCUAGACUGCGAAGAAAAUCUUUAGACAGCGCAACAAGCUCUGAACCAAUGAAAGUGUUGAUUAGACUAAGCACUUUGGAAACGAAAGUGGCGAGCGUCGCUGAGACCAUGGUCAGUGACGCUGAGAAGGAUUCUAGCGAAUGUAGCGAAAUUAGCGGAUCCUCUGAGAUAUCGUUGGAGGUCCUGGCAAGGUUGAAGAAAUUGGAAAGAGUAAUAUCAAAGUCGAAACGACGAUUGGAAAAAUGUCUCGGCUCAACGCAAGCGGAGGACAAGGCCGAAAAAUGUUUGCGCGAGGUGAAUGAAAUAUUGGACUCGUGCUUAGAAUGUAAGAAGAAUCAGGCUAGCGCUCAAAUCAUCGAGUCAGUAGGAGUAGUGGUAUCUAGGCUAGAAACUAUACUUAAGGACAAACUGAGCGAACUCACGAAGAGACGGCAGUUGCUGGCGCAGGAAGGUCGGUUAGACGAGAGAGAGAAGAUGAGACUCGUCGCUGAAAGAAUAGCCUUCGAGUCCGUGAUCCUGCGGCAGAUAAAGUGUGCGCUGAAUCGCACGACAGACAGAAGCGCCGUUCUGAGUGAAUUGGUCGAAACUAGUCAGCUUGUCUCAAGCUUAAAACGUAAGAUUCACGGAACGAAGCCCAAAACAUACCAAAAAACAAAUUACAUUCAGUAUCUUACUAAAGUGUUAGCGAAUAAGUUAGUACUGAUAGGACACGCCUCCGUAUCGACGGAAACGCCGAAGGAGAUUAGUGCCGCUCGCAGCGAAAGUCUAAACUUUCUGCUGCAGAAGCAGCGGGAGAUCAACGAGAUUAUGCGGAAGUAUAAGGAUGCGAAGUUGCGACAGCUCGCGGAAUCUCUAGCCGCCGAGACGUUGAGUCUGUCCGAGCAAGAAGACUUCGCGGGUAAGCAGAUCAGCGGCUCGAACAAGAAGCUACUUGAGGAUAGACGUAUUCGUGAGGCAUGGGCUUUGGCGCAAGAAACCGUGAGCAAGGAACUUGUGCAGGCUGAAGUAUCUCACGUUAUCAUGCGUUAUGGACAACUGUACGAGCAAAACGUUACUUCGAUCACGGACAUUUGCCUGAGUUUUGAUAACGCGGAAAAUGUUAAGCUAGAAUCGUGGGUGGACGCGGCGCAGGCGCGAUUGCGCCAAGAGAUGGAGGUUUCCAUACACGAGCUGUCAGAGGCUUACGAGGAUUGUCUACGUACGAUGAAGAAAAACAAGUUGACGACGUUUGACUCCAAGCACGAAUCUCGUCAACUGCUCACAGACUACGCUGAUAUAAUUGCGCACAAAGCUUUAAUAGAUUCCAGAAUCGCCCUCCUUCAGGAAACCACUCGGCAAUCAUCUACACCGUUGUCUGGCGAGACUUUCGUAUCUAGUCUUAUUCGAAACGAAGAGAUCCUUUCCUGUCUGGCAAACGACGAGGGAUACGACCUUCAAAGCAAUCCGAUUCUCGACGCGGAGUAUAGUUACCUUUAUCAGCGAUUGACUAAAGAAUGCGAAGACAGGAUAUCCGGAAGGAGAGAGUCGAAAGAGCAGCUCAAGAACGUCAGUCAGUCAUUGUUUCACUUGGAAGAGAAUCUAGCUGAGCUCAGCAAAUGUAUAAAAGACAAAACAGGUGUGAAAAUUGACAAUAUGAUUUGGUCAAAAUCGACGAGCAGCAUCACGGAUUGGUCUAGCGUGUGUGAGAAAUGCUUGCAUUUACGAGAACAGAUAAGGAAGCUGAGCGAUUACAUGAACAACAUGUCGUGUCAGACAUGCAAUCAAUUGCAAGAAACUAUUCAGAAGAUAACUAACGAACACAAUCAGGAAUUGGAGACGCUCAAGCGCAAUCAGGAGAGAGAUCUAAUGGAUGUCAAGGGUGAAUUGGACAGCCAACGGCAAUCUCUGACGACACAAUACGAGCAUGAGGCGGCCAGCUUACGCGAGAGAGCCAGAAAACUAGAGCACCGUCUCAACGCAAUGGAUUCUGAGCAUUCGGCUCACGUGAACGAGUUGAGAGCCGCUUAUCAGAGAUCGAUAAGCGCCGAAUUAGACACCGAUGCCGAGACACGAAAGCGGUACAAGGAAGAGAUCAAACAGCUACGUGCGUUAUGCGAGAAGGGUUUGCUGGCGAUGGAGAAUUCGCAUAGGCGCAUCAUUGCCGAGAUGGAAGAGAAACAUCGACAGGAAUUAGAGAACCUCAGGGUGGAAAAGGAACAGGCGCUCUCCGAAGAGACGCAGGCGACUCUGGCAGCACUGGACGCCAUGAGGAAAGCGCACGAACACGAAGUACAGAAGGAGAUCGCUAAAUUUAAACAGGAGUUUAUCAAGCAGAUGCAGGCGCGCGAGGAUAUCGGUGUGCUGCACAAAGAACACGAGGAGGAAAUGGAGGAGAUAAAGCAAGAGAUUCUUUCUUUGUCCGCGAAAUAUUCGUCCAAGUGCGUAGAAUCUGCCGCGUUAGAGGAGAAAGUGGGUAAUCUAUCUAAGCAACUCGCUCAAGCGCAACAGCACAUCAUGCAACUGGACGCGAGAAACAAGCAGCUGCGAGCGCAUCUGGUGUUGGAGACGAAUGACAGUGGUAUCAACGAUACUAUUCAGAUUCUGAGAGGUAGGGAUAACGAGCUCGCCGAACCGAGGGAGGAGAUGCAUCGACUGCAACAACAAUUCAAGCAUGGGGACACCCUUCGUGAAUCGUCUGGCGUGCCGUCAAAAGCCGCCCUGUCGCUAGACUACUCGCCCGCCUAUUCGCCACAACGCCUCAGAGGUAGUCAGGGCGAGCAGAAAUUAACGAGCGAACGGAGUCUGAAAGGAGCGAGCUCCUUAUCCAGCGCGUUGCAAAAACAACCUCUGUCGGCGGAUCGACCUCAGAGCGCGUUCUCGUACCGACUCGAGCGCGUAAAGUCCGUCUCGUUGCCGUACUCGAGUAGUCUGGCCAGGCCGGCGAGUAGUACCGGCGUUUCCGGCUCGCACGUUGACGGGAAAGAGCCGCCGGCGAGCUUAGGGCAAAAGGAGCGUAACGGCAACCUGGGCUCGUCAUUAUGGGACAGCUUGAGACCGAGGAGCGGCCUGCCUCAUCAGUAUCAAGGUGGCACAACAGCAGAGAUGCGAGUCGGCAGCGGCACUGGCGCCCAGCGGUGGCAGGAGACCAAGCAGAAUGAAAAGCACCAGCUCUCGCAGGCAUACACCCUCCGUGCCAACGCUCGUCACACAUCCCGCCUCACCCCGGAACCCGCAGCUCUCUCCGUUGCAGAGUUGAUGAGGUCUCCAGCAGUGAGGUGGUCCAGCAGAAGUUGUCGCAGCCUACCUCCGACACCCACACCAAGUUACCAUCAUCCACUUCACCCUCCUCUGCCCGCCGUAGGCAUGGUCGCCGAGAGGAAGAAACGUUUUGAACUUUGAAUUUCUUUUUUUUUUACGUUACUUGAUUAACAAUUAGAUAAUGCGUGUGUGUACACAGAAAUGGUCGAAAUUAUUACAUUUGAUGCAUUUAAAAUUAUUUGGCAGAUAACGCAGUCCGGUUAAUAAAACAUCGGAUACUAUUUAUGAUAUCGAAAUAAAAAAAGAAAUGCCGUUCCGGCAUAUGCUUCUUUCGGAAACUACAAGACUGAAAGUAUUUUGAUACAUAAUGGAAAUAAUUUUAAAUUGCUCUACGAGACACACAGACCGUUCGGAUAAUACCAUAUCUGUGCAAUUCGCACGAGCACGAAUUGCAGUUUCAUUACUGCAUACAAGAAUUGCGUGAGGCUUGGAUGAUCUUUGAUGGACCAAAGUCAAAAUACCGAUCGCGCUCGUCGUGAAUAUUGAACAUGUUUAUAAUGUAAACAUGAUUCAAUGGCCGAAACGAGUCCCGAUUAUUAGAAGAAUACGGAUUUGCGCAAUCCUUCUUCUUCCAUGAUGUGAAAAUUCGUAAUGUCGAGAAUUCACCGCGGCUCUAUCGAUCGCGAUAGGUCGUUUUUUUUUUUGACAGAGAUUUUUCCGAGAAAUUUUUCUAAGCGUAUUUACUCAUGUCACGCCACUUUUGCGGACGGAUGUUCUUUGGAAUAAUAUGCAUUUAGACUUUGAUGAGAGAUUUUUUACCGCUCAGUGCGGGUAGGUCUUUUGCUACGAUUAACUUUUUCGCGAAUGUCGCGAUUUUGGAAUACAUAUAUAUUUCGGGGCAUUAUUUAUAACGCAAAACGCUGCGCAUGAAAUUCUUCACGAUGUAUCUACUUGGUGCUAAAACAAGCGUGUAUUAAGGAAACGCGUAUUACGAAUCAUGUAUACCGUCGUGAUAGCUUAUUAUAAUGUAGCAUAGAACUAUAUUUCGAUGUAAAAAUAUAUAGGACCAAGAAUAAAUAUUUAUUAGGUUUCCACAAUCUUCUCGAAAUUCGCAUCGGCUGAGCAUACUCGAUGAAUGUUACGCUUUAAUUUUUCAUAUUGAACGAAUCCUACUCUACGGUUAUUAUGAAAGAAAAAGAAAUUCUUUUUUAACAUAUUAACGUCGAAAUACGAACGAUCAAGUGUUUAAGAUCAUUAGAUUUUCGUAAUUCUGAAGGAUUUGUAUUUGUUGAGAAUAUUCGUCAAGUUAAACGAAAGAUUCCAUUUUAUGCUGGUUAAAUUUGAUUCUUGCAUACGUCUAUUCUCUCCCGUUAAGUUUGUUAUCUUUAAGACACAAAUAUUUUAUGAAUUAUACACUUCUGGUUAUUACAGAGAAAAUAUUUCUAACAUUAGGAUGAGUAUAAAAGGGAAAAAAAAGAGAGAAAUUUUAGUUUGUUAAUCGAGAACGAAGAGAUCGUUUUACGCUUGUUUCUCGCUCUUGUUAUGUAUAGAUAUUGCACGUAAUACAGCAACACGGCAUUGCACUGUGUAUUAUCGCAUCUUCUCAUUAUGUAAAUGUUUUCAGAUUGCAAUCAUUUGAUGUUAAUACUGUAUAGUUUAUGACGUUUUAUUAAGAAGUAAUAAAAUAUAGACGAUUAAUUUCUCUCUUCCCUCUCCCUCCCCUCCCCUAUCUUCCAUGUACCGUGUGUACGGAUUGUUUAUAUAUUACUAUUGUAUUUUAUAUUAUACAUAUAUUAUUACUAUUGCGAUUCGUUCCAGUGAUUCGCUCGAUAUUAAAACGAUAGAGGAUAUUAAAAACUUUUCGAUUGUCCCUUAUGUAGAAUAAUUACUCAGGAUUGUUUAACAUUUAUAAUAUAUUACGAUUAUGCUAUUUGUAUUUGUAUGAUAAUUUAUAUAUAACACGUUUGAAAUAAAAUACAGUAACCAUGAA
Messenger RNA from Solenopsis invicta (red fire ant), 10278 nucleotides. RefSeq names its product protein outspread (gene osp). Gene Ontology annotation, molecular function: actin filament binding. The record is from RefSeq and is a predicted model, not a curated record. The transcript is spliced from 17 exons. The coding region runs from base 1629 to 8429 and encodes 2266 amino acids. NCBI's taxonomy places the organism in Eukaryota, Metazoa, Arthropoda, Insecta, Hymenoptera, Formicidae. Gene Ontology annotation, biological process: actin filament organization. Gene Ontology annotation, cellular component: actin cytoskeleton.